AUUUGGACCAGGUGAACAUUGGAAGCGGCGUUUUCAACUUCGCUGAGAUCUUACUAAUAUGGCAAAAAAGUCUUACGACGCACUGUUUAAAAUUCUACUCAUUGGAGAUUCUGGUGUUGGCAAAACUUGCCUACUCGUUCGUUAUGUAGAAGAGUCUUUUGUACCAACCUUCAUUUCAACGAUAGGAAUCGAUUUUAAGAUCAAAACAAUUGAGUUAGAAGGAAAGAAAAUAAAGCUUCAGAUAUGGGAUACUGCAGGCCAGGAACGCUUUCAUACGAUUACUUCCUCUUACUAUCGUGGUGCUAUGGGUAUAAUGUUGAUAUACGAUAUUACCAGUCGCCAAACGUUUGAUAACAUCCAGACCUGGAUGAAUAGAACCUUUUCUUUAGCAUCAAAUGAGGUUGAGAAGUUGCUGAUUGCUAAUAAGUGUGACAUGGCGCAUAACCGAGUUGUAUCUUAUGAAGAGGGUUGGCGAAAAGCAGAGGAAUAUGGGGUAAAAAGAAUCCUUCGCUAAUAAUUUUCUAUAGAUUGGUUUUCUGGAAACAAGUGCGAAGUCAUCAACAAAUGUACACAAGGCCUUCGAGGAUUUAACUCGCGCCAUCCUCCAUAACACCUCCAUACGUAGACAUGAGUCAUCUACGGUGACUCAGGUCCACCGGUUAGUCGAACCUCCAAAUUCCAUUUCUGGAACAUGCUGUAGUACAGGAUAGUCCUUCCAGUGAUUAUUUUCCUCACCGUUUUCCUUUCAACUUAUAGUAAUGCUUAUAAAUACAAUGUUACGAUUCAUCAUAAGAUCCAUAUUUUCGGCCGCCAAAAGACAUUCAGAGUUUUAGUUUCUGUCGUAAUUUUGGUUUAAUCUUUGUGUAGAAGUGCUUCUGCCAUACUCUGGAUCUACGAUUUUGCGUUCGGUUGUGAUGAUACACUUGCGCUAGCGUUGAAAUCCUUUGUUAUACAACACUAAAUGUUUUUUCACUUCAUAUGAAACCUACAAAGCCAAUUAGUCACCAUUUACUUUUUAAAUGUAAAUAUGUCUGGAUUCUUAUAUCUGACUUUUUGUCUGCAUAAAACCAUUUAUCUAUGUCUCUCGGCUUUGAGUAUAUGAUUAGUUAUUUUGUUUCAUUUUGUGUUUCUUGGAAUUGUACUAAGAUUGCUUUUAUUUACUGACUUUCCCGUCCAUCAUUCCCUACCUUCAUAAUCCACGUGGUGUAUAUGUUGAUUUUUGGGAGUUGUAAAAGUAAUAUUAAGAGAAUAAUUAAAACCAAGUACUUAUAUAAUCUCACGGUUUAUCGUUUCUUAUACCUAGUUUAGCAUGUCGGUUAUAUAGGGUUACUGAUGUGUACAUAAUACUACAAAGUUUAUGAACUUUAGAACCAUAUCUAGUGCGAAUACAUAUACUGGUCUUAAUUUUCACAUCACAUCGUUACAUCAGUACAAAACUGAAAAGGAAAAAAAAUAUGGAAUUAAAAGUACUUGCGAUCCACACUUACCACUUUCUUCUAGUUACGUUUGAUGGUGUUGACGAAACCCUAAAAACCUUUUGUAUAAAGUUUACUGGCGAAAUGCUUGCAGUAUGACGAUAAGGCGUCUUAUGUCUCUAUGCUUCGAUAACUACCUAGCUUAUACCAUAAAAUUUGAAUGUGUGAAUUUGAGUUCCAAUCUACCUCAGUGUUAAGAUUACAUGCACAACUUUUUACUGAUUGAUGCAAUUCAUAAUCAGAGAUAAAACGCGAUAAACUCGGUUGCUUAGUUGAUGUGAUAAGUAAGUCUGUCUAAAGUUAGUUUUAGUUUCGUUUGCUAUAUUCGUACAUAACUCAUUGGAGUCACUUUUUUAUAUUUUGAAACCGGUGGUUGACUGUGUUCUUUAAAAAGUGAUCUUUUCGUUUGAAAACAUGAUCUUAGGGAUUGUAGGUCAAAAAAUCGUCUAUGAGACUCCUUUUUCACCUUCCACUGUAUGUUAAGAUUUCUAUCUUAUAUGUUUGGAUGAUUCUUACAAAUCGCCUUUACGGUAACCGGCUUUUUAGCAUACUUAGGAAAAGUACUCCCGUAUUGGGAGAUCAUUACUCACUUGAUAAGAUCAUUGAAGUUUAGUGUGUCCUACACCUCAGACCAAGUGCUUUCAAAAUAAUUUGAAUUUGUACUGAAAUAAUUGUAUUUUAACCUUAUCUUAUUAUGUUUGUGUACUGAUGCACUCUUAUAUAAAUGUGGAAGAGCUCUGUGCAACCAAUUUCAAGGUACUUUUCCGGAGGCCUUUGAUAACGGUAUCCUUACUAUCAGGUAGUCUCUUUGUACUAGUUAGUCUAUAUUUUCUGUGUUAAACUUAUAAAUCAUAGCUUUUUGAUCACCGUGAAGUAUGUGGGAAAAAUUUUCUGACGAGGGAUUUGCAGUUCAAUCACCUUAACUUGUAUUUCGGUUUUGAGCACUAAGCAAAGUUUCAUCGAGCUGACACUCGCUAGAUCUUGUUCUGGUUUUUAACAUUGUUAUUUUCUAUUCUGGUAAUAAUGAAGACUAAUAAUUUUGUGACUAUUUUAAAGCUAAUUGUUUUUAAUAAUUGAAAUGAUAUUCUAGUUCUACCAAACAGUACAUCUACAAUUGCAAUGUGUGUAUCCAUGACUUUUCUUUGAUAGAAAUCCUAUCAAAUCUCAGUCUUCUAAACUAUGGGGAAUAAAACUCGGCAUUUCCCUCUCAAUGUGUAUACAUCUAUUCUCGUUGCUUUGUUUGUUACGCCCUUCUUUAUAUUGUAGGAUUUUACCAAACUAGUAUUAACGGUGUUCCUGUUCAACCCUUAGACGUCAGUGUUUGUGUGCUCACAAAUAUGCGGAUAGUUAAGUCGUUAUCAUGCUGAAAUAAUGGUAGAAAUUACAAAGUCGUUCCGACCCAACUGUUGCUGAGGCAGUUUUCUCAUUUUUAUUGGUACUCACCAGGUAAAAUAACUAGAAAUAAAUAAAUACAUAAAUAAAGUAUCUAAAUAAAAUCACAGGUGACUUUGAAUGCAGUAUCAUAAAUAAACACACAUAGUAAAUUAACUAAUCCACUUUAAAAUUGCUAAUAUAGUUACUAUUUGGGCUACUAAUUAAAAUGCCUUAAUAUUAACUGUAAACUAGAGUGGUUUUACCACCAAUAGAAAAUUACGAAACCCGCCCCCCCUUAACUUGUACUAUUACAGCUCUGGUAUUUCUUGAUGGUUUUAUGUUGUUUGAUCUCAUGACUUAAUGAAAUGUGGAGACAUGGGUUCCAUUUCCGAGCAGAUGACUUUUAUCACAAGAACACCUGAUAGAUAACUAAAGGAAUUGGAUAUUUUGCAGGUAAGUUGCUAUCUAUAUCCUACCGUUAUAUGUAUAACUGUUGACAUAAAGAGUUCAUCAUUCGUGUGUGGGCUGUGAUACUGCCCGGGUGCCCAAACAGAAGCAGGUGGUUAUCUUAGGGGGCCACACCCCGAGCCUUUGACCUAAUGGUCUAACCCACAAGGCAGUGGAGCAUCGUAAGGAGAUGCAAUCCCAUGGUAGCCGGUGACCAACGAUUGGUUCAUACGCCAUUUGUUCCCGCAGGAUACUGGAGCCCAUGUGCACCAUUGGUUUGUGAUCCGGUUAAAGCGCCGGACGUUCGCUUUUCGUCCUCUCAUUUUCGUAAACAACACCCCCGCCACGAGAAGGCAAUGAGUAGGACUUCCCUGGCAGAGUCUGUGUACGCGCGGCCGUGUGAGAGUAUUUCGAGAGGGAGAGCGAACUCUCCCCAUUCUCGGCCGUACCAGGGCAUUCGGGGGCGUAUAUAUAUUGGCGCUCUCUUGUACCAAUAUUCAUGUGUUCAAAUAAUAAUAAUAUAAUGUAUAACUGUUGACUUACGUCUCGGCUUUUAUGAAAAGCUUUUCUUAAAUGUCAGUGUAAAUGUUGGGUUGCUCAUAUUUGCUCAUGCCAUUUGAGCUUAGUGGUAAAUGUUGAUUAAAAUCACGUUUAAUAUUAUUUGACAGAUUUGUUCACUUGCACGAAAAUGUGACCGACCGACUAACUAUCAUAAAGUUACUAACCCCGUUUCCUACUUACUGACCUAUGAAGUCCAACUCUUACUCUGAUCAAAUUAUUAACUGAAUAGUGGUUUACAUGUUAAAAUACUCGGUUUCUAAUAAGUAGAUCUUAAAUUCGGUCCCUAUCUCACUUAUGAUGUAAGUACCCAGUUACUAUUACUAGGUUUCAUAUUUAGAGUGUAGUUUGAGUGAAUUACAUGAACAUGUACUUAUUGUAUGAGUUAAACUAGUAAGCUUUAUUCUAGUUUUGUGUCUAGUUGUUAUGGGAAUGGGAGAUGUGUAAUCACUCAUAUAUGUUCAUAGUAUUAAGUGACAUAAUCACUAUGUAUUUAAUUUUUUAACAAGUUCACUGGUUGGAGUGAAAAAUGAAUUUUUCCAACGUUCCUUUUAGUAAGUGAUUGCUUAAAAUUCAUAUUUCUUGUUGUAUUGAAAUGUUUCCGUAAUAAAUAAACAAACAUCUAUAUCAUUAUUUCUUAGUACUUAUAGUGUGGUACUUAUUCAUUUUUUCACUAACUUUUCAUUUGUGAUAUGCUUUAAAACCAAACACACACUUAUAAAUUUUUUUGAGUCUUAAAAUGGUCACGAUCGCUUGACACACUCAACAUUGAAACUUUUUGAUUAAUUUCCUGAAAUUAUUUUUGAUGCAGUUAUCAGUGAUUAGAGACAGUUGAGUUAUUCCAAAGCAUGAGCUAAAUAAAAUAUCUUGUUUUGUGUGUAGAAUGUGUUUCCUUCUAAAUAGGUGAAAAUAAGAACGUCCGUCACUCGAUAAAUACAACUUGGCAUAAAUGUGUAUUAGCUAAAUUUGCCAUGUAACAACAUCGUGGCUGGUGAAAAUUAAAAAAGAUACCAACCAAGGCAACGGAAACGAUAGUAGUUUAUAAUUUUGAAAAUGACUGUGUAGUGAAUAUGGUUUGAAAGGACUGUAUUCACGGAACAAAAAGCAUAAAGUAAUAUUCGAACUCGAAAUCUAGUGGAUUCCAAAGCUUGAAUGCAUCUGUGCCACCACGAUCGAUUUUGAGCUAUAUCAGUUAUAGUCUUCUAAUUUUGAUCCGGAUCACCCCAUCCAUCCAGACUAAGUAGCUUGCACCUUCCUAAAAUAUUGAUCAACAAUGAUUUCAUAAACUGGUAAUCGUUAACCAACACACAUAACAUAGGUUUUAACCACGUUAGUCAAGUAAGAUCCAUAGCCUCGUUAAUUGAUUUCCAAUCCAUACCCUUUACUCUAUGUCUAACUUCAGCAUUGCUCACUUGGUUAUUUCGCCAUACGGUGAAAUGCUCAUGUCCUCAGUCAGUCAGUCAGUAACAACGUAGAACUUCGUACGUACGUACAUCAGUUCGAGUUGCCACAUCACAUUAGCACAGAGAUGCCGUGGUCAAUUCAAAUCCCGUAGUGGUAGAGGUAAUAAGAGUAUAAGCAGUAAUCGGAAAGAUUAGUGUUUGGAGAUGUUACUUAAAGAGUAUAAUACAGUGAAAUAAACUUGGG
Molecule: messenger RNA, 5501 nt
Organism: Schistosoma margrebowiei
Lineage: Eukaryota; Metazoa; Platyhelminthes; Trematoda; Strigeidida; Schistosomatidae
Source: the annotation of a GenBank genome assembly